Tripterygium wilfordii is the source of this 2777-nucleotide messenger RNA. RefSeq names its product pentatricopeptide repeat-containing protein At2g37230-like. Gene Ontology annotation, molecular function: protein binding. The transcript has a single exon. The coding region runs from base 161 to 2446 and encodes 761 amino acids. The record is from RefSeq and is a predicted model, not a curated record. Lineage: Eukaryota; Viridiplantae; Streptophyta; Magnoliopsida; Celastrales; Celastraceae.
AGUUGUCUUGAGAGAAAAAGGAAAAAGAAAAAACAGAGUGGAAGAUGGAAAACCAAACGCUGCCUUGACGCUUAAACCCUUAAGGCUAAAACCGAGCUCCUUCACUCGGAGCUCUCUUCUUCUACCAUUUCAACUCGAGCAGAUCCUAAAUCGCCUAUCAAUGGCUCAUAUCCUUCUGUCUAAAUACUUUCAAUGGAAACCCAGGGUUUGUUCCAACAUUACACGGGUCUCCUCCCAGUUCUCUGUCGAUCCCCUCCUUUUCUGUACCUCUACUGAAGAUCCUAACCUGAAUGCAGAACCAGAGGCGGUCAUUUCUACCCCGCAAUCCGAACCGGCAAAACCAAAUGCCGAAACUGAACCAGUGACGCAAGCCCAAAUCCGGAGAACCCCACGAGGUAAGCGUCCUGAGCCAGAAAAACUAGAGGAUAUUAUAUAUAGAAUGAUGGCUAAUCGGGCCUGGACGACCCGUUUACAGAAUUCGAUCCGGAAUCUUGUGUCGGAAUUUGAUCACUCACUUGUCUAUAAUGUAUUGCAUGGUGCCAAGAAAACUGAGCAUGCGCUCCAGUUUUUCAGGUGGGUGGAACGGGCAGGGUUGUUCCAACACAACCGCGAAACACAUUUGAAAAUGAUUGAGAUUCUGGGUCGAGUCUCAAAGCUCAAUCACGCCCGAUGUAUACUGUUAGAUAUGCCCGAAAAGGGUGUUGAAUGGGAUGAGGAUAUGUUUGUUAUUUUGAUUGAUAGCUAUGGCAAAGCUGGGAUUGUGCAAGAGUCUGUUAAGAUUUUCCAGAAGAUGAAGGAAUUGGGUGUGGAGAGAACAGUGAAGUCUUAUGAUGCUUUAUUUAAGGUGAUUCUCAGGCGGGGUCGGUAUAUGAUGGCGAAAAGGUACUUCAAUAAAAUGUUGAGUGAAGGUAUAGAACCCACUUGCCAUACUUUCAAUAUUUUGAUUUGGGGGUUCUUUUUGUCGUUGAGGUUGGAGACAGCAAACCGGUUCUAUGAGGAUAUGAGAAGUAGAGGAAUAUCACCUAAUGUUGUCACAUAUAAUACAAUGAUUAAUGGGUACUGCCGGUUCAAAAAGAUGGAGGAGGCUGAGAAGCUGUUUGUGGAGAUGAAGGGAAAAAAUAUAGCUCCCACUGUUAUUAGUUAUACCACUAUGAUAAAAGGGUAUGUUGCCACAGAGAAAAUUGAUGAUGGAUUGAGGUUAUUGGAGGAGAUGAGGUCUUUUGGUAUUAAGCCCAAUGAUGUCACAUUUUCUACUUUGUUGCCAGGGUUGUGUGAUACUGGGAAAAUGUCUGAAGCUCAAAGCAUUUUGAAGGAGAUGGUGGGAAAAUACAUUGUUCCUAAGGACAAUUCAAUCUUCAUGAGGCUAUUAUCUUGCCAAUGUAAGGCAGGGGACUUGAAUGCAGCUAUGGAUGUGCUCAAGGCUAUGAUUAGGUUGAGCAUUCCAACAGAAGCUGGACAUUAUGGCAUUUUAAUAGAGAACUUUUGCAGGGCUAAGGAGUAUGAUCAAGCAGUUAAGCUGUUGGAUAAACUGAUUGAGAAGGAAAUUAUCUUGAGGCCACAAAGUACAUUGGAAAUAGAGUCCAGUGCUUAUAACCCAAUGAUUGAGUACCUCUGCAGCCAUAGACAGACAGCAAAAGCAGAAAUAUUUUUGCGGCAGUUGAUGAAAAUGGGUGUUCAAGAUGAAGAGGCCUUAAAUAAUUUGAUUCGUGGACAUGCCAAGGAAGGUUCUUCUGAUUCUGCUUUUGAAAUUUUAAAAAUCAUGCGCAGGAGAGGGGUCCCUCGAGAUGCAGAAGCGUACAGAUUGCUCAUCGAAAGUUACUUGCGUAGAGGUGAGCCAGCUGAUGCUAAAACAGCCCUCGAUAGUAUGACUGAAGAUGGCCAUAUUCCAUCUCCAUCACUUUUCAGGGCAGUCAUGGAGAGUUUGCUUGAUGAUGGGAGAGUUCAAACUGCUAGUCGGGUCAUGAAGACUAUGCUGGAGAAGGGGGUUAAAGAGAACCUAGAUUUGGUUGCCAAAAUCUUGGAAGUUCUUCUUACGAGGGGUCAUGUUGAGGAAGCCCUAGGAAGAAUUGAAAUAUUGAUGCAAAUGAGUCAUACUCCUAACUUUGAUAGUAUUCUAUCUGUUCUCUGUGAGAAAGGAAAGACAAUUGCGGCUCUUAAGUUGUUAGAUUUUGCAUUGGAGAGGAACUGUAGCAUAGAUUUUGCAAGCUACGAUAAGGUGUUGGAUGCUCUCUUAGCAGCGGGAAAGACACUAAAUGCAUAUUCAAUCUUGUGUAAAAUUAUGGAGAAAGGAGGGGCUACCGAUUGGAGUAGCUGUGAUGAUUUGAUUAAAACCCUUAAUCAAGAGGGAAACACGAAGCAGGCUGAUAUUCUUUCUAGAAUGAUCAGGGGAGAGGGGGAAACCCGUAAGAGCAAGAGAGGGAAGAAAGAAGCUUCUGUUGCAAGCUGAUGUGCUUUCCCUUCAUAUGUAGUUUAAAAUCAGAUUUUAUUCUUUGAUUUCAUUUUGAGAAUCACUACUGGAGUUUCAUUCAAAGCACAGUAAGUUCUGAGAGAUGGAAUGUAGUCCGUCCUGUCCUUCGAAUCCUGGGGGUAAUUCCUUUAAGAUCUUGUUUCCUUUCCAUAUGAAUUUUGAUGAGUCAAAGAGUUAAAUAAUUGCAAUAGAAUAGAUGGGAAGAACAGAAGAUCAUCUUGAUGAUGUUUUUGAAUUGGAAACAGCAUUUUGUUUGUUAAGCCAUUUUGGCCAGUAUUGGUCUAGCUUUUGUACCACAAGAUCUUUCUAC